UGAUGCCCCUCACCCUCCUGCUGCUGCUCUGGGGGCCCCUGGCCCUGAUGGAGACCCGGGCGGGCCCCCACUCCCUGAGGCUUUUCUACACAGCGAUGUCCCGGCCCGGCCCCGGGGAGCCCCGCUUCAUCGCCGUGGGCUACGUGGAUGACACGCAGUUCAGGCGGUUUGACAGCGACUCUCGGGGCCAGAGUGUGGAGCCGCGGGCGCCCUGGGCGGGGCAGGUGGGGCAGCAGGACCUGGACGAGGAGACUCAGAACCAAAGGGACAACGCACAGUGGUUCCAAGCGCUCCUGAGGGACCUGCGCGGCCGCUACAACCAGAGCGAGGACGGGUCUCACACCCUCCAGAGCAUGUGUGGUUGUGAAGUGGGGCCAGACUUGAACCUCCGCGGCGGUUAUGAAAAGUUCGCCUACGACGGCGCGGAUUUCAUCUCCCUGAGCGAGGACCUGCGCUCCUGGACCCCCGCGGACUCGGGGGCUCAGAUCACCCAGCGUGCAAGGGAGGCGCAGGGGAGGGCCGAGCGUGUCAGGCACAGUUUGCAGAGCAGGUGCCUCCCGUGGCUCCGCAGACUGCUGGUUUUGGGGAAGGAGGUGCUGCAGCGCACAGAUCCCCCAAAGACACAGGUGACCCACCAUCCUACCUCUGACCGUGAGGUCACCCUGAGGUGCUGGGCCCUGGGCUUCUACCCUGCGGACAUCACCCUGACCUGGCAGCGAGAUGGGGAGAACCUGACCCAGGGCACGGAGCUGGUGGAGACCAGGCCUGGGGGGGACGGAACCUUCCAGAAGUGGAUCACAGUGGAGGUGCCUUCUGGAAAGGAGCAGAGAUACACAUGCCAUGUGCAGCAUAAGGGGCUGCUGGAGCCCCAAGUCCUGAGAUGGGUGCCCACUCCUCAGCCCUCCAACCCCACCGCGGGCAUCACUGAUGGCUUGGUUCUCCUUGGAGCUGUGCUUACUGGAGCUGCGGUGGCUGCAGCUGCGUGGUGGAGGAAGAAGAACUCAGGGGACAGCCAUCAGCUACAGUCAGGGUGCAGGUGCACGAGAGGAACUCAAUGACUGUCAAGGU
Talpa occidentalis (Iberian mole) is the source of this 1068-nucleotide messenger RNA. RefSeq names its product class I histocompatibility antigen, Gogo-OKO alpha chain-like. Gene Ontology annotation, molecular function: peptide antigen binding; signaling receptor binding. Gene Ontology annotation, biological process: antigen processing and presentation of endogenous peptide antigen via MHC class I via ER pathway, TAP-independent; immune response; positive regulation of T cell mediated cytotoxicity. The record is from RefSeq and is a predicted model, not a curated record. The coding region runs from base 3 to 1058 and encodes 351 amino acids. NCBI's taxonomy places the organism in Eukaryota, Metazoa, Chordata, Mammalia, Eulipotyphla, Talpidae. The transcript has 7 exons. Gene Ontology annotation, cellular component: external side of plasma membrane.